AGUUAAAGGGGCACGUGGAAAAGGUGAGGGGAAGUCAGGGGUAGAGAUUCAUUAAAGCGCCUCUGUGUUGAGGGGCGUUUGGAGAUAGCUUGGUACCUCCCCUCCUUGUCCUGCUCCCUUCAGAAUUUUUUAAGUCGAAUUUCCAGAUCUUACCUAGUCUCCACUCCUAGGACUGUUUGCAGUGAGUUAGAAGGGUAUUUAUGCUCUUACUGAUAGUAGGUUAUUUUCAAAAUCCAGUGACUUUAUGAUUUUUUAGGCACUAGUCAUUGCCGCAGAUUGCAGCUGAGGACCGACUAUUCAGUAUCUGUUUUUGUAACUGUUGGCACUUUAUAUCGUAGGGAAGGGAGUUGUUAAUAUGGUUUGUCUUUUCUUAUGAAAAAUAAAAUUCUAUAUCCACCCUCUUUUUUAUUUUAUUAUUAUUUAUUUAUUUAUUUGGUUUGUCUGCCCUUGGAAGAGGGUAAAGCGAGUUGGUAGAAAGGCUCAAAUAAAGAAGUGGAGCACCUGGUGAGGACGGGAAAAGUGAAUAAUGACUGGGUGUGGCCCCGCCAGCCACCUAAAUCAUCCGCUCUGUUAACAUCAGGUCACUGUCUCCACUCCCCACUUCCCAGCUACUGAAGCAUCUAUUUAGGUUUUUUGUUUGUUUGUUUGUUUUUUGAGACAGAGUCUCUGUUGCCCAGUCUGGAGUGCAGUGGUGCGAUCUUGUCUCACUGAAUCCUCCGCCUCCUGGGUUCAAGCGAUUCUCCUGCCUCAGCCUCCCGAGGAGCUGAGAUUACAGGCGACCGCCACUGCACCCGGCUAAUUUUGUAUUUUUAGUAGAAACGGGGUUUCACCAUGUUGGCCAGGCUGGUCUUGAACUCCUGACCUCAAAUGAUCCACCUGCCUCGGCCUCCCAAAGUGCUGGGAUUACAGGCGUGAGCCUCUACACCCGGCCAGAAGCAUCUAUUUAGGCUUCAGAAAUUCCCUUGAGAACUUAACUAACCUCCUAACUUAGCCAGGAAAAAUGAUAAAGAGACUCAUGAGACAGCAUUACAAAAGAAUUAUGAAAACCUUUACUGUGACAACUACUAAUAAGCCUUCAUGGAAGGAGAGGUAUACGCUCCUUUCCUACCCUCCUAAAGUCUUUGGUGGGCAUGCAGCUUUUCUAAAUACUUUGCUAAUCUUCAUAGAGAUUAUUCGGUUACUCAGCUGGGGGCUAUCCUUAUGCACAAGUCGCUGAGCUAGGUAAUUCAUGAACAGAGUUGUGUAAAAAGAUCAUAAUCUGGAUUCUCAGGAGUUUGAGGGAAGAUAAUGUCUGCACACAAUUACUUGCAAGAUAAAGCAUUACAGAGUAUGUACCACAGAGGAAGUAAAAACUAGAUUCAGUAAGAAUACAGAUGGGAGGGAUUCGUGAGGAGUGGCUUUUGAGCUGGCCUUAAAAGACUACUUUUAGGGCAUUCUCAGCAGAGUAAUAUAGGGCCCUCUGUAGUCUGGGUACUUUUUCUCUAGGCAGAAGCGAGCCACUAGUGGUGAAAUGGAGUGAUAUCUCUACCAGGCCAUGAGCUCAGCAAUAAUUUACCCAGUAAUCAUUGGCCUUUUGCCAGGCUUUGGUUAGUAAGGGGGACAUAAAAAGGAGAAUAAGUUUCCAAGGAGACCUUCACACUUCCAGGUCCCUCUGCCUGCAUCCCACAUCUCACUGGAUAUCCUUUUUUAAUUCACUACAUGGCUCUUUGCCUUACUUUUGUCAGGCUUAUGCUCAGAUAUCACCGAAUAAGAGAGGACUUCUUCAGCUACCCUUUCCACAAUAGCAUCCAUGUUUCCUGUCUUUAUUUUUCUUCUUCUCACUUCCUGACAUUUCCUAUAAAAUAUAUUUUGUCAGUUUCUUACCCUAGACUAUGAGCUUCAUGACAGGAGAAAUUUUGUUUUGCUCACUACUGUAUUCCCAAUUCAUAGAAGAUGGCCUGACGAUGAGGGUGCUUAAUAAAUACUUGAUUGGAUUGAAGAGCCUCCCUGGGAGACAGAUAAGAGCUGACAGUUACAAAAUGAUUGUAAAAUGGGCUUAAAAGCAGAGUAGUACUUGGGAAACAUAGAGAAGGGAGAGGCCUGCCUCUACGUAGGGUGGAAGAAAUUGUCAUGGAGAAAGUGUCAUUUGCAUGGCAUCUGAAAAGAACCUGAGGCUUAGGUGGAUGUGGCAGGAAGGGCACUCCAGGCAUGCAAUGAUUGACUUGGCCACAGCACGGAGUGCCUGUGGUGAGAGGCAGAAAGACUCCAAAGCUCUGUUAAGGAGAGUCACAUGUCAAGAUUUGUAUUCCAGAAAGAUACCCUAGACUGAAGAGUGGAUUGAAAGGGAGAGUCCGGCCACAGGAAGUUUAUUUAUUCUGUUUUAGAGGUCCAGGUGAGAGAUGAGAGGAUCUGAACUAAAGCAGAGGUGGAAGAAACAGAACAUAGGAGAGAGAACAGAGCUGGUAAAAACCUCUACUAUUAGACGAGGGGUUGGAAGUAGACAGGUCAGGAUACCUAUCCUGAUUGUAGCAAUUUAGGGGUCAUUCAUCAGGAAUAAUACUGUGACUUGACUUUCACUGCCUCCUCUAGCUUCUGUGUCUGCUUCUGUUUGUGCAUUUAUUCAUGGAGCUGACGUUGUUACUGGUGGAGGGUGUCCAGGUUCUUAGCAUCUUGAACAAAGAAUUGGACAAAACGCACAAAGCAAAGAGAAUGAACCAACAAAAGCAGAUACUUAUUGAAAAUGAAAGUACACUCCAGUGAGGCAGUGGGUGGAGCAUAUGGGCUCAAGGGUCCCCUUACAGAAUUUGUGGGGGUUUAAAUACCCUCUAGGGGUUUCCAUUUAGUUACUUGGUGUACACCUUAUGUAAAUGAAGAGGAUGAAGUAAAGUUACAAAGUCAUUUACUUGGCAUAUGCCCUAUGGAGAGGAUAUUUCCUGUCAUAGCCAAAGUGUGAAUCGGCCUUUUGUUCCCUGCCUCCAGACCCUAUUUUCCUGCCUCAGUGUGGACAAGGAACUGUGUAAGACGUGAAGGACAAGACAUUUCAGUUACAUCAUAACUCAUAAAAUGUUAGAACUAGGAGGAAUUUCAGAGAUUAGCUCAGCAUCUGCUAGGAGGUUGUUUUUGUAGUUGAUUAAAAUUGACUUUUUUAUUUCAGCUCUUGGAUGCUUAAACUACACCCAUUUUCAAACCUCUCAGAACAAUUCUGAAUAGGAAUUUUCAGGAGACAUCCUGAAAUGGAAGGGACAAUGCUACUGAUUUUACAUUUUUAAUUGAGUCUGUUUUACAGUUAUUAAUUCACUUCAUUGAAUAAAGACCUCCCCGGGAUUAAAAAAGUCUUCUAACCAGCCUAGACCUAUGCUUCCUGAAGUGUAAUGCAAAUGAAAGAACAGUGGAAAGGUUUUCUGAAGCCUUAAAGCAGUCUUGCUUUUGUUAGGAAUUAGCUUUGCGUCUUUAGGUAAUCAAGUAACCACUUAGGGUGUCACUUUCCUUUUCUGUAAAAUAGGAGGUUUAAUCUGCAGUGGUUCUUUUUUUUUUUUUUUUUUUUUGAGAGUGAGCCUCGCUCUGUUGCCCAGGCUGGAGUGCAGUGGUGCAAGCAACCUCCACCUCCCGGGUUCAAGUGAUUCUCCUGCCUCAGCCUCCCAGGUAGCUGGGACUACAGGCGCGUUCCACCAUGUCCAGCUAAGCCUGUAGUCCCAGCACUUUGGGAGGCCGAGGAGGGCAGAUCACGAGGUCAAGAGAUCAAGACCAUCCUGGCCAACAUGGUGAAACGCCAUCUCUACUAAAAAUGCAGUGUUUCUUAAUUUGGGUUUCACACUGUAAUCUCCUGGGAUGCUUUAAAAAGUCCUGAUGCUUAAAUGGUACCUCCAGAGCUUCUGAUUUUAUUGUUCUGGGGUGAAUCCUGGGUUUUCUUUUCUUUAAAACCUCUCCCGGUGAUUCCAGUGUGCAGCCAGGUUCCCACUCAAAGAAAGGGGGGAAAAAGUCUUAAUAAUGGGCUAACUGAAUUGUCCUUCUGUGGGUAGAUUUGCUCAUCAAAUCACAGUGCACAAAUAGGGUAAGCUUGACAUUAAUUGUGGAGUUGUUGCUAUAUAGGAAGCACUAUGCUAGACAGUAGGGAGGAUAAAAUCUCUGCUUAACACAGUCAGAACCAACAAACAGCCAGGCGUGGUGGCUCAUGCCUGUAAUCCCAGCACUUUGGGAGGCUGAGGCAGGCACAUCACCUAAGCUCAGGAGUUCAAGACCAGCCUUGCCAACAUGGUGAAACCCCAUCUUUACUAAAAAUACAAAAAUUAGCUGGGCUUGGUGGCAGGCACCAGUAAUCCCAGCUACUCUGGGGGCUGAGGCAGGAGAAUUGCUUGAACACGGGAGGUGGAGGUUGCAGUGAGCCAAGAUUGCACCAAUGCACUCCAGCCUGGGCGACAGAGCGAGACUCCAUCUCGGGGAAAAAACAAACAAACGACAAACGAAAAACAUAGGUGAAACUCCUCCCUUUUGGAACAGAUCAGUUUCCCAAAAGUGGUAUUCUGUCUAUUUCUUUGAAAACUGACAAAUGUGGCAACAUGUAUCACCUGAAUUUUUUUUUUUUUUAAAUCUAUGUGUUUUAACAGGAGGAUCUUUCCAAGAGCAAUGUGGGAUGAAGUGACUGUUGUGGUUGCUGAGGGACUUAAACUGGCUUUUUUGGUGAAAAGGGAUGUAGCAAGUCAGGGAGGCAGAGGGAGUAAGUUGCAGAGGAAGACUGGUAUUCAAGACAUGACUAUAGACUAGUGAGUCAGGAGAAUAGGGUGCAACCAUCUUAAAAGGGCUCUGAGUAAAUAGGGACUUUGGAUUUAACUCAAUUAGCCAAGAGGGAAGAUGAAGAGAGUAGCAGAAUCAAAACUGUGCUUUAGGAUGAGUAAUGUGGAUCCAUAAAUUAAACAGGAGGAACAAGGGAUACCACAAAGUUUGCAGUUGAUCAGAAGUGAGGUGAAAAAGGACUGAGCUGGAUUAUGGUAGAGAAAUGGCAAAGAAAGUGACAUUUAGAAAGAAAAUGAUUGAUCAGUGCUCUCUGGCUCCUAGCGCAGUGCCUGGAAUGCUCAAUACUGGUUGAAUGAAUGACUCGAUGAAAUUGGGCCAUAUGAAAUAGAGAAAGAUUUGGAGCAUGAGGAAAUAUAGAAAGCACUAAAACUUCUGUAUUCUAGAGUUUGGUGUAUUGAAAAAGGAAUAAGGCAGUGAUUAACUCAACCAUAGUCUCACUUGUAGGCUGUUUCUUUCUUGAUAUAUUUACCAGGAUCCAGGGACUCUCUCUGAGCUCUGCAGGAGAAGAAAAUGAAUUUAUCAGCUCCUCUGUGUACAGGGGAAUGGAUUCAUGAAAACUAACUUAAAGAGAUGGGUUUGUAGGCUGGAAUGCCACAUAAUUAUUAAAUGUGUCAAAAGCUAGGAAGUUUUUCUGACAAGGGUGGUACAUUCACUAAUGAUAGCAAUUCAUACACCCAAAGAUUGCUUUAUAAAAAUGGAAAUUUAGAGUCAAUAGAGUUUGUUAUUUUUCAAGAGCUAUUCCAUGAAGCAAUGCUAGCUGAUAUCCUCUUUUUUUAGGGUGAAUUUUCCAAACUUUUCCAGGGCCCACCUCCAAAGAUUCUGGUAUAGUAGGUUUGAGGGCUUGAAGAAAGCCUAGGACUCUGUGUUUAGCAGGUCCUCCAGUUAAUUUUCAUGAUGAGGAAAGUCUGGUAAACUUUACCUGGAAUUGUUUUUAAUCUUUAAGUAGUGGCAAAUCCUGGACUGGAGUGCAGCCCAGUGGUUUUGAGUAGGCCUAGUGGGCUCUUGCAGUUGUUUCUUAGAGUGAAAGGUGUGACCCCUUCUGCUCAGCAGUUUUGAUACUUGGGAGAUAUGCUUUCUCUAGGCUCAGCAUAUGUCUUAGUGACUCAGUAAUUGAAACAAGUCCAUUUGGAUAUUUUCCUGCUUUUUUAAUGUAGAGAGAUGUAAUAAGGUUAGCUAUUAAAAUAAAUAUAGUUCCUGUAUGAACUUUAUUUCAAGGUAACUAAAUAAUAGAUAAGAGAAAUUGAUCCCUGGUGGAAUUCCGAUUAAUGAAACAAAGAAUGAUAAAAUUUGUAUACCACCAUUUUGCAAUUCAUAAUGGAAAAAUUGAUCUAGAUGGUGAUCAUCAGUGACUGCUAAAAUCAUUAGGUGAAAACUGAUGGACACUUUAUACUUAAUGAAAUAGAUCAACACCCGAACCCAUGAUCAACCUGAUCAAUACCAAGAGGGAGACUUUAUGUUCAUCUUGAUGUAAUACAGAAGGAAAGAGGGAGCAUCCCUUAUCAGUAUUCUUGAGAAAAAAAAAAAUCAAACCCAAAUCUAAGCCUCUAGUUUACCUGUUUAUUGGAAAUACACCCAGGGAAUAGAGGAAUAUGUUAAAUCACAUCUCAGGUAUAAAUCAGUCAAAUCCAGAAUAUGGGAAAUUGUAUAGAUUUGCUACUUUCAAAGUAUGGUUUACAAACCAGUUGAUGUCUCCUGAGACCUUGAUAAAAAUGCAGAUUCUCAGUUUCUGUCUGCGGCCAACUGUUUCAAAAUCUGCAUUUUAACAAGAUUCCUAGGUAAUUCUCUUGUACCUAAAGUUUAAGAAGCAUUGUAUAAGGCACUGACCUAGUUUCUUAGACAAAUAGAAAAAAAAAAAAAAAGGGAAAACCAUUACAGUUUAAAAGAAAGUUAAGUAUCAUGUGUUUUUUAUAUCUUGAUUUGAACAAAUUAACUGUAAAAACAUUUAUGUGAUAACUAAGAAAUGUGAAUGUUAGUUCUAUAUAAGAUGAUGGUAUAGAGUUAUUGUUAAAAUUGUGGAUGCAAUGUUAUUGUGAUUUUUUUUAAAAGCCCUUAACUCUCAGAGAAGAUACAUACUGGAGAGUUUAAAAUAAUCUGAAGCAUGGGAGUAGAAAAGUAUAGUUAAAGUACAGUAGUCAUAUACUGAUAAUUUUGAAGCUGAGUAGUGGGUAUAUGGGGAUUUAAUAUACUGACUUUUGUGUAUGUAAAUAUAGUAAAUGUAAGUAUUAGUAAACAAAAAAAGGCAUAGAGUUGUAGUUUAAAAUGACAACAUUAAAGAUGACAAAUCAACUUUUAGUGUUCAAGCAGUUAUGAAGGAAAACUCAAAUAUGGAGGCCGGCAAGGAUAAAUUUACAAAAUGCAUAAUGUAAAACUGUGAAACCCAAAGGGAGGGAUUGAAACCAACUGUGCAAAAGUCAUAACUGAGAAAAUUAUGACAGUGAAAGAUAUCAGACCUAACUGAUCCCAUCUUGCUUCUAACCUCUGAACUGUCCUUGUUCAUUCUUGGUCGUGAAACCACCUUUUAUGCAAAAUUAUGACUGUGACAGUGAAAGAGAUCUAACCUACCUGUGACUCCAUCUUGCUUCUAACCUUUAAGCUGUCCUUGUUCAUUCCUGGGCAUAGGCUGAACUAACUUUGGGAGGAACUUAGUUUAUGGUUUAAAACAAAGAUGGUAACAGACUUUCCCAAAACAAACCUCCUCCUUGCCUGGGGACUAGACUGCCAUUGUCGGACUAAGAAAUUAUUCACAAGAUUAGAAAUUAUAGUUUAGGAGUCAUGCAGCUGGAGGCUACAAGAUUCUGACCCUCCCUAAACCGCUCCAAAGAUCAGUGCUUGAGAUAUUUUGCAGACCCUGCACUUGAUGGAUCAGGGGGCACUACCCAGUUCGAUUAACUGACUCUUCUGAUCUUGUGGCCCCCCACCCAGGAACUGACUCAGCAGAAGAGAACAGCUUUGACUUCCUAUGAUUUCAUCCCCGAGCCAACCAGUCUGCACUUCCAAUUCACUGGCCCCCACCCACCAAAUUAACCUUAAAAUCUGUGAUCUCUGGCUGGGCGCAGUGGCUCACAACCAUAAUCCCAGCACUUUGAGAGCCAAGGAGGGUGGAUCACCUGAAGUCGGGAGUUCAAGACCAGCCUGACCAACAUGGAGAAACCCCGUCUCUACUAAAAAUACAAAAUUAGACAGGCAUGGUGGCGCAUGCCUAUAAUCUCAACUACUUGGGAGGCUGAGGCAGGAGAAUUGCUUGAACCUGGGAGGUGGAGGUUGCAGUGAGUGGAGACCACGCCAUUGCACUCCAGCCUGGGCAACAAGAGUGAAACUCCGUCUCAAAAAAAAAAAAAAAUCUCUGAUCUCCGAGUUUUCGGGGAAACUGAUUUAAGGAAUAAUAAAACUCCAGCCUCCCGCACAGCCAGCUCUGUUUGAAUUACUCUUUCUGUAUUGCAAUUCCCCUGUCUUGAUAAAUCAGCUCUGUCCAGACAGCAGGCAGGGUGAACCCCUUGGGCAGUUACAAAAUCAUAUCUGAAAAUGUUCUCAGUAUCAUAGCCAUUAUGUCAAAUCAAAUGCCAUGCAUUCUACUUGAGUAAUUCACAGAAAACAGGAAACAAUGUUUCAUUACAGAAAGAUGUUGAAUAUAUGAUUUGCUUCCAGGGCCUUAAAUGUAGAAGGACAUUAAAAUUGGCCAUCAUUGGCAGGGUGUCAUUGGCCAGGCAUGGUGGCUCAUGCCUAUAAUCCUAGCACUUUGGAAGGCCGAGGCGGGCAGAUCACUUGAGGUCCGGAGUUUGAGACCAACCUGACCAAUAUGGUGAAACCCUGUCUCUACUAAAAAAAUUCAAAAAUAAGCCAGGCAUGGUGGUGCGCGCCUAUAAUCCCAGCUACUUAGGAGGCUGAGACAGGAGAAUUGCUUAAGCGAGGGAGGGAGGUUGCAGUGAAAAAAAUUUUAAAUAAAAUAUUUAAAAAAUUAAAUUGGCUGUCUAAAAGUGCAAUGCCUUGUUACUGGUAUUCCUUGCAAAUGAAUUAAAACUUGGACUGCCACAUCCUGAAUGUUACAUAGAUUUACAGCAGUUACAGUUAUCUCACCUUUAAGGCAAAUAUUUUAAGUUGCUAAGGCUAAUUUGUAUAAUUUUAAACCUCAAAGAUGAGAUCUAUGAAGUCUUUGAUUCUACAUGUGUAUUUUAACUACUUAGUAGCUAAGACUUCCACCAGAACAGUUCUCCCAAUACCCUUAACAUUUGCUGUGUAUUAGAAUCACCUGGGAAGCUUCUAAAACUGACUCUUGCCCAAUCCUCACCCCAAGAGAUCUGGAUUGAUUGGUUCGUUUCAGUGAUUCACAGAACUUAGCAUACAUAAGAAUUAUCUGGAAGGCUUCUUAAAACACCACUGCUGGGCUCACCCACAGUUUCUUUUUUCUUUAGGUCUGUGGUGGAACUCACAGUUUGCAUUUCUAUCAAGUUCUGAGUGAUGCUGCUGCAGAUGGCACUCUUUGAGAACCAUUGCUCUAGUUUCUUAAGCUACCCAAGUCAUUCUAAUGACAGCCAGGGUGGAGAACUGAGAGCCGCUUGCUUUGUAAUGUUGGCCCUGUGAUAAAGUGAGCUGGGAGUUUUCAGCCUUUUGGUCCAAAGUAGUGCGUAUAUUCAAACUGUAGACAGUAAAAUUGAUAUAAAGUGGUAGCACCUUGUUGGUUUUAGGUGGUGUUCCUUCACCAUUAAUGUGGCAGACUAAGAAGGGUAACAUUAAUGACCAGGCGAGAAACCCUGGUGAAGAGUAGAGCAGCUGUGUGAAGUACUGAGGCUUGCAUGAUUUUGCAAGGAGGGCAAGUGAGUAGAUUCAGAAAUGAGACUGAGCUGAUGGGGCCAAAACCAAUGCCACUCCUCUGACUUCCUCCAAGUGGUCUAGAGGACAUAUCAUUUCUCUCUUGGGUUCACAGAGUUAAAUGAGGCUCAGUAUUAUCAGCAGGGAAAGAGAUGUAAAGAAGGUGCAUUCUAAUCAUCACUACAGUUGAAUGCAGACUUCUAUUGAAAAAACUCUAGCGUAGGGAUCCCUGUUUAUACAUUGCCAGCUCAGUUCUCAUAGUGUAAUCAGAGGAUUCAAAAGUUCAAUACAACUUGCAUAUGUGAUAUCACUCCUGUCUCCAAAAUUGGAGAAUACAGGUUUAUCAUAACUUUAAUGAUUUUAGAUAUUUUCCUCUGAAAUUUUUUUUUUCUUGGACAGGCAUCUUUCGAGUCUCAUUGAUCCCAUUCCCAUUUCUAGAAGGAAGACAUUGGACUAGAUCUCAGGGAUUCUUCCAAACACUCACAUGCUGAGAUAAAUCAUUGAAAGUCUUAAAGUAUAUACGACUAAUGAUAGUUUUUAUGUUGACAUGAAAAAGAAGGAUUUCUUCUCAUCAGCCUGGUCUUGUCUUGUGUCCACUUUUUAUGUACAUUACAUCUGAGAUCCUACUGCCAAACCACAGAAGAGUGUGUGAAUUGCGUGGACUGGAUGUGGGGCAUUAGUGGGUGAGGGAGUUGAAGCCAUCAUUAUCUUACCUGCCAAAGUGCCUUUCAGAAUUUGCCCACUCAUCUGGUAUAACUGGUUCUGAUGGCUGGGAAUAAAGGAAGAGGACGUGCUGCUUAUACCUUUAAUAUUGAGGCUGUUGGAUUUAGCAAAGGUGAAAAGUUACCUGAUGUAGUGUUGAAACCACCCCCACUAUUUCCUGAUACAGAUUAUAAACCAGUGCCACUGAAAACAGGAGAAGGUGAAGAAUAUAUGCUGGCUUUGAAACAGGAGUUGAGAGAAACAAUGAGAAGAAUGCCUUAUUUUAUUGAAACACCUGAAGAAAGACAAGAUGUUGAAAGGUAUAGUAAAAGAUACAUGAAGGUAUACAAGGAAGAAUGGAUACCAGAUUGGAGAAGACUUCCAAGAGAGAUGAUGCCAAGAAAUAAAUGUAAAAAAGCAGGCCCAAAACCCAAAAAGGCAAAAGACGCAGGCAAAGGCACAUCACUCACUAAUACUGCAGAUGUGUUGAAAAAAAUUGAGGAAUUGGAAAAAAGAGGUGAUGGUGAAAAAUCAGAUGAGGAAAAUGAAGAGAAAGAAGGAAGCAAAGAGAAAAGUAAAGAAGGCGAUGAUGAUGAUGACGAUGAUGCUGCAGAACAGGAGGAAUAUGAUGAAGAAGAGCAAGAAGAGGAAAAUGACUACAUUAAUUCAUACUUUGAAGAUGGAGAUGAUUUUGGCGCAGACAGUGAUGACAACAUGGAUGAAGCAACAUAUUAGGCAUGAAAUUUUUCAAAAAAUAUUUUUAUCAUGCAGCUUCUGAACAUUUGGAUAGACUUGAUUUGUAUUUUAUUUCUGAUAAGGAAUAAGUAUUUGUUUCGUUUUUUGUUUGUCUUGGACAAAUAUUUGUUACCAAAAUAUUCAAAACCACUUUGAGUUUACAUACUAGUUACCUUACAAAUUAUUCCCUGACACUCUGACAUUCCUUCUAAACACCUCUGCCAUCUCUCGUAUGUACUCUCAUGGGUUUUCUUGUAUGAUUUGAAUAUGAAUGUGCCUAAAGAAUUUUUGCUCUCUUAAUCUAUGUAUACAUACUUGAACAAAUCAUUCUUGCUUAACUGCUGAUCUUUUGUAAAACUAUUGCUAGUCAUAAUGGAUUUCUAUAACCUGAAAGUUGAUAUAAUACGGCACGUGGAGCACUUUAAAAACAAAGAAACUUGAAAAUAAUUUUAUUUUUUACCUUUAUAUGGUGUGUUCUAGACUACUGCAUUAUGACUACAUAAACCUACCUGAGCUCUUACAAGUACAGAAUUGUGAGACAGAGGUUUUGUGAUGGAAAACAUACACAUAGGGAAAAAUACCAAACUGAGCAAUAUAAAUUUCACAGCUCACAUCUUAGCCAGUACAAAGAAACUUUCACAUGGGAUGAAUAAUAUAAAUACUUGAAUUUGAGACUAACUUAAUACUGUAUAUGAAUUAAUCAUCUCACUGUAAUAACUGACAUCUUCAAAUAGUUGGGCUUAUGAAAAAUUUGACUAAGACAUUUUAUUUAAUUUUAUACUUUAUGUAAAUGUGAAAUAAGUUCUGGUCAUAUAAAUAUGUAGAAUGCAUGUGUGUGAACUCUAUGAAGUGAAGUGUGGUGGCCUUUUAUGUUUCAGAGUACUCAAGCUGUACAAUUGAUUUAUAUAAAAAUGCAAAAUGAACUCAGGUCAUUUUGAAAUUGAGUAAUUUUUUUGUUGUUUAACUUUAAAGCUAGCUCCCCUAACUUUAUAUAUUUUUUGGGAAAAAAUACCUAAAAACCUUAGCCUACAAAGACUCUCACAAAUGCCAAAGAUUUUCAAGGAAAUUCAUAUUAUAUAUUUCAAAAAUGAUUUAUCAAUGUUAUCUACCAAAAGAAAUAAUUUUAUUUUUCCCCUUUGGGGAGAUAUUAUUAUCCUCUAAUGUGAGAAUCAGAUCCCUAGAUUCUAUUUCUACCUGUACUGUUAAACUCAACCUUGAACCUGAGCUUGGUUGUUUCUGUGCCUUAGUUUCUCCACUCAUAAACAAUUUCCUAUAAAAAUUGUUUAAACACCAACCAAAAUUUACCAUAUGUAUUCAUUCUCUUGCCUUAAAGAUCACUUCUUAACUUACAUUUGGCUCUCACCCUCUAAAAAUUUGUAGUUUGGAGAGUAACUGAAAGCACAAUUUUAGGAAACAUGUUUUCCUCACAAAAUAUAUUGUAAUCUGAUUUUCCCAUCUUGCAUUCAUGCAGAAAAUUGGAGAAAAUGUGUAUUGUCUUGUGCCAUUUUGCAGUAUGAAUUUCUCAGGAAAAAGAUCAGUUUCAAUGGCAAUACUUUCUUAAAUAAUUCAAGAUGGGUGUGAGGACCUAUCUUAUUAGUUUAGUGCUGUGUUAACCAUUUGUGAAUUACUUCUUGUUUAAAGGAAGUUGUCAAAAAAUUUUAAGAUUCUAAAUGGAAUACAUGAAUAAAGUAAGCCUUAGAAUAGAAACCUCACAAAAAGUUGUCAUUUGCGGUUGAUAAUUAACAUAGAUGUUUUAUUCUCUCAACUCCUUAGUACCAGAGCCAAAUACAAUUUAGUUUUCAGAAAUCUUAUCAAUAUUGUUGUUUACCUACUUAUAAAUCUGCAGAUGACCACUUGAACCAGGCAAAUACACUGAAGAUAAAGGUUAUUUCUUUUUUAGCUUUGAAUUUGUCAUGACCAUUUUAGUCUUGCAGAUAGCAGGGCAGCCCCUUGGGGCAAGGAUUUACUCUGGGAGGUACCGUUAAGAGCCUUCUUUCCCCCUUUGAAAGAUCCUUUUACAAUGUUAAAGUAUACUAGUUGCAAGAACAAGCAGGAUUUGCAGGUUGCUUUACCAGCAUGAGUCUCAUUUUUCUGGCUUAAAAUCUGAGACUGUGAAAUUAUUCCAUAGGAAAGUGAAUGUUAUUUUGCAGAAUUAGCCUCUUACAUAAAAGUAUUUGUUGAAGUGUCUUUAAAAUUGCUAUCAUGAGCAAAACUGUUUGGUUGCUGUAAUGCUUAUUUUUCUGUAUUUAUUUACACAUUAAAUUCUUACAAAACAAAA
Messenger RNA from Pongo pygmaeus (Bornean orangutan), 13291 nucleotides. RefSeq names its product RNA polymerase III subunit G (gene POLR3G). Lineage: Eukaryota; Metazoa; Chordata; Mammalia; Primates; Hominidae. The transcript has 8 exons. Gene Ontology annotation, biological process: cell population proliferation; transcription by RNA polymerase III. Gene Ontology annotation, cellular component: RNA polymerase III complex. Bases 10342 to 11013 code for a protein of 223 amino acids. The record is from RefSeq and is a predicted model, not a curated record.